Peronospora matthiolae is the source of this 237-nucleotide messenger RNA. The record is from the annotation of a GenBank genome assembly. NCBI's taxonomy places the organism in Eukaryota, Oomycota, Peronosporomycetes, Peronosporales, Peronosporaceae.
AUGCGAGCGCAUCCCACGUUUUACGUUGGUCGGCUUAAGCCGUACCAUCAGUACGCUGCUUCUUCCGAUGAAGAACGCCUUGCGCUCAAGCAUCUCGCAGAGAGCCUUGUGCUCCCGAUGGUGGGCAUCAACAAGGGUCUGAAGAGCAGCUAUCUCAUACCGAGACCGAUCAAGAAUCCACGAGCUACCCUUAGCUCGUCACGCAGAGAUGCCAAAGCUCUCUCGUUCUCUAGCUGA